AUGGCCGUCCAGAAGUCUCCUGUCACAUCAACCUAUAAUCUCCGCCGGGCGCCGCGUGCGCAGACUCCUCCUGCCUCUGCCCCUGCCUCUGCUUCUGCCCUUGCUCCUGCCUCCCCAGCUGCCUCCCCACCUCCCACGCCCAGCAAGUCAAAGACUACCAAGUCCAGUCCCAAGCCCAAGCCCAAAGCCAAAACCAACGACCCAGAGCUCCAGAGCAAGGUCAUCGAAGCCCGACGAACCGCCUACCGCCCUCGGGGCAAGGGUUCUGACUUGUCUCCUUUCCCCGAGACUACUGUCGAUGGCAAGAACCCCCCCAGAAUUAUCAUCACCCCCCCUCCCGAUGAGAUCGUGUUCAACAGCCUCGAUUUGAUGUGGCAUGCUAUCCUUUACGUUGAGGGAAAAGAGCGUUUGGAGCAGACCAGCGCCCUCGGGCUGUUGGCUGAUGUGGCGGGUUGGCACCGACAAGUUAUGCGCGGGAGCUGUGCCGUUUGA
Messenger RNA from Cryptococcus wingfieldii CBS 7118, 492 nucleotides. RefSeq lists its product as hypothetical. The transcript has 3 exons. The record is from RefSeq and is a predicted model, not a curated record. Bases 1 to 492 code for a protein of 163 amino acids. Lineage: Eukaryota; Fungi; Basidiomycota; Tremellomycetes; Tremellales; Cryptococcaceae.